This is a messenger RNA of Oppiella nova, 213 nucleotides long. The record is from the annotation of a GenBank genome assembly. NCBI's taxonomy places the organism in Eukaryota, Metazoa, Arthropoda, Arachnida, Sarcoptiformes, Oppiidae.
AUGACAAAAGUCAGGAACAGAGGACCUGACGGUUUUGGUUAUGUGUUGCGGACGGGCGACGACAGGGAGAACCGUAUCAUUAAUUUGAAAGAUAUCAACACAAAACUACACGAAACGCAAGUGAUGUUAAUGAUGAAGAAGUUGAGGCCAAAGAGGGACGCAAUGGAUAAUCUAAUCUACGAAGUGGUGGCCGACGCUGAGAAGGAUGAGCUG